UUGCUCUUGUGUUCAUUGAGUGUUGCUGCCUGUCACUGCGUGACAUCAAUGGAACUGACACAGGGAUGUACUAAGAAAAUCUUUGGCUGUUCUGGCAGGUCUUAGCUCGCUACCAGCUGCUCCUGUCCCUACUGGUUUUGGGAACGGUGCAAUGAGAAGAGUUGAAGCCACAGCCCUACGAGAUGAGUUGCCUACGUGUUGUGAACGCUGCCAUUGUGCCCACUGCUAGGAUGCUAUUUUUUAUGGCCCUGGCAUGCGCCAGUCCUUUUUUAGAAUUUCGAGAAGAAAGGGCCAAAAUCCUCAACGUGGCCAUAAUUUUCAGCGGCACCUCAUACCCACCUGACAGUGCUCGCUUUGCUCCCUCCGCCUUUCGCAACUUUACUAUGGAAGUUAACCCGAUAACUGUAAUACUGAAUGACACAAAUCCUCAGAGCCUUAUAGUGCACAUCUGCGAUGUCCUCUCCAGCCUACGUGUCCAUGGGGUUGUUUUUGAAGAUGACACACGGACAGAGUCUGUCGCUCAAAUCCUUGACUUCAUCUCUGCGCAAACGUCAAUGCCGAUCAUAGGCAUUAAUGGAGGUUCUGCAAUUGUCCUGACACCCAAGGAAAAGGGCUCCACCUUUCUGCAGUUGGGUGCUUCAACUGAACAGCAGUUACGGGUUAUAUUUGAAGUCUUAGAAGAAUAUGACUGGACGGCUUUUGCAGUCAUCACUACGUUAUUUCCUGGAUACGAGGACUUUGUGGAUUACAUUGAAUUGUUAACGGACAGCAGUUUUAUUGGUUGGGAGAACCGAGGUGUCUUGACCCUCAAUCUCACAGAUGACCCCAAUGGUGCCAAACUUAAAAGACAAUUAAAAGAAAUAACUGUUCAAGUUAGACUUCUCUACUGUUCAAGGGAGGAAGCUGAUGGGGUCUUCAAGGCUGCUCGCGAGGCAGGACUAACCGGACCAGGCUAUAUAUGGUUUAUGGUCGGAACCAAUUUAGGUGGCACAGAUUACAUGCCAGAGCAUCUGCCAGUUGGACUUUUUACAGUAUUGACCUCCGGUUGGAAAGAUAACCUUCACCGCCGAGUGCAGAAUGGAGUGUCUAUAAUAGCUAGAGGUGCUGAGGCUCUGUACAAGGAUUAUGGAUAUAUACCGGAAUUUCACAAUGAUUGCCGAGCUCCCAAUCUUACUCAUGGGAACGAGAACCUACACAGAUAUUUUAUGAAUAUCUCCUGGGGAGGAAAAGACUUCUCAUUUAAUGAAGAUGGCUACCUCAUUAACCCUGCACUUGUGGUGAUUGCCCUCAACAAGGAGAGGAGCUGGGAGGUGGUUGGGAUCUGGGAACAUGGAGAUCUGCGCAUGAAGUACCCAGUAUGGUCUCGUUAUGGGAAGUUUCUACAGCCUGUUGAUGAUGACCAGCAUCUAACGGUGGCUACGUUGGAGGAACGACCUUUUGUCAUUGUUGAAGGUGUUGACCCAGCAACUGGAACUUGCAUCCGAGACUCUGUGCCUUGCCGCAAGCAGCUUAACAAGACUGACAACCACUUGACAGACCCUAUCAUUUUCGUGAAACAGUGCUGUAAGGGUUUCUGCAUUGAUAUUCUUAAGCGUCUUGCAAAAACUAUUGGAUUUACUUAUGACCUCUACCUAGUGACCAACGGGAAGCAUGGGAAGAAGAUAGAAGGAGUAUGGAAUGGCAUGAUUGGGGAGGUGUAUUACCAGCGGGCGGAUAUGGCCAUCGGUUCACUGACUAUAAAUGAGGAGCGAUCAGAGAUCAUUGACUUUUCGGUACCCUUUGUGGAAACAGGAAUCAGUGUGAUGGUGUCCAGGAGCAACGGCACGGUUUCUCCAUCUGCGUUCCUAGAGCCAUACAGCCCUGCUGUUUGGGUCAUGAUGUUUGUCAUGUGUCUUACCGUGGUUGCUGUGACUGUUUUCAUCUUUGAGUAUUUCAGCCCUGUCGGAUAUAACCGAAGCCUGGCCGAGGGGAAGCGUCCUGGUGGCUCCAAGUUUACUAUUGGGAAGUCCAUCUGGCUGUUAUGGGCUUUGGUUUUUAAUAACUCUGUUCCAGUAGAAAACCCUAAAGGAACCACAAGCAAAAUCAUGGUACUCAUCUGGGCGUUUUUUGCUGUUAUUUUCUUGGCUAGCUACACUGCCAAUCUGGCUGCCUUUAUGAUCCAGGAGGAGUAUGUUGAUACUGUGUCUGGACUCAGUGAUAAAAAAUUUCAGAGGCCUCAAGAACAAUACCCGCCAUUGAAGUUUGGAACUGUUCCUAAUGGCAGUACUGAAAAGAACAUCCGUAGCAAUUACCCAGACAUGCACGCCUAUAUGAUAAAAUACAACCAGCGGCAUGUCGAGGAUGCCCUACAAAAUCUCAAAACUGGGAAACUAGAUGCCUUUAUUUAUGAUGCCGCAGUUCUGAACUAUAUGGCCAGAAAAGAUGAAGGUUGCAAGCUUGUGACGAUUGGCAGUGGGAAGGUAUUUGCUACAACGGGUUAUGGCAUUGCUCUACAGAAAGGUUCCAAGUGGAAACGCCCCAUUGACCUUGCAUUGCUGCAAUUUCUAGGUGACGAUGAGAUUGAGAUGUUGGAAAGGCUGUGGUUAUCUGGCAUUUGCCACAACGACAAGAUUGAGGUGAUGAGCAGCAAACUAGACAUCGACAACAUGGCGGGCGUGUUCUACAUGCUGCUUGUGGCUAUGGGCCUGAGCCUUCUGGUCUUUGCAUGGGAGCAUCUCAUAUACUGGAAGUUACGUCACUGUAUGAGACAUUCUGGCAAACUGGACUUCUUGCUGGCAUUCAGCAGGGGUAUGUAUAGUUGCUGCAGCGCUGAAGAUCCCAAGGUUACAGACCAACAACUUCCUACCUUGAACCAUUGUUAUCCACCACAGAGAAUACCAGCAUUAACCAAUUCAGCAGUCCCACCACCACUACCCACAGCCCCUUUACCAUGUUCUAAUUUUCUGCCACGUGAAAGGCGUGUUGUGGAGAGGUGGCGUCAUGCACGGAGUCCCAACUGUUACAAAGACUUGUACACGCCUACUCGCACUGUUCAUGAGCCUAACAACAAAGUGGUUCCUCCUCGCCAUUCUCACAAGAACACAUUUUCAGAUGGCUUUCAUCGUUAUUAUGGUCCAAUUGAGCCAGAGGGACUCUCAGAUCACUUGGUUGAAUCUGGGCAAGCAUUUCCAAAGGACAAAAAGUUGGGUCCUUGUCAAAUGUCACCCCCAACUCAAAGGGAACACUUCCUGGAAAAUCCACCCUCCUAUUUUGCCAUUGUUCGAGAAAAAGAUACCCCAGAACCACCUGGUUGGCAAUCAAAGAUUUCUAGAGGACUUUAUGAUAAUUACCAACCUGGAAAAGAGAGGACACCAAAGCCCAGUGGUGCAGCACGAGGGAGCCGUACACCUGAAACAGUGGUGAAGAAGUUUGAACACCUAGGUAGUAGCUACCAGAAUAAGGAAUGUGAUGUUUACAGUGGUGCGGCACAGAGUAGCACAAAUAGACCCAAUAAGGUCAAUGUUGAGGUGUUUGAUGGAACCCACUACGGUGGACACACAAGGUUUACAUAUGAAGAUGAGCGAAGCUGUGGAAGAGACUGUCAACAUCGUAGAGAUGAGAUUGACAUGGAGUCCCAACCCCUUCUGCGCAAAAAGUCCAAACGCUCUCAUAUGUGCCGAAGCCACUCACAUCCACUUGUGAUGGGUGCCAGUCAAAGUAAAUAUGCCGACAUUUCAGAUUCUGAUUCAGAUGUGUGUGGAAGAGAUCCUCCGUGUGUAAAAACAGAGUUAGAUCACAACUGCUGGUACUCUCCAAACUAUUUCUGUACCUAUCCCUCAAGGGAACAUCAGACACCAGCUGCACCACGUAAGCCAAUGCGGUACUGGUCUGUAGAUAAGCUGGGCAAGUAUCAUCAGUUAAGUAAGGAUUACCUUCCAUAUACCUGUCAUGGCUCUUGCUAUUGUAAUAGCUUGGAAAUGCUACCACCUCACUGCCACAAGGAAUCAAGAUAUUUUAGUUGCUCAGAUGAAAAGCUUGAAAGACGACUGGACUGGGAUCACCUUCGUGGUGGUCAUUGCUCCUGCUUACAUCACCAUCAUCAUUCGUGUGACUUAGCCCCAAUUCACCCUACCUCCCGUAGUUUGGAGGACCUUAGCCGCUGUCAUUUGAGAUGUCACAGACCGAUCUUCUCACCAGAAUGCCAGCCUAGGUCAAGUCAUAGUGGAACCCUUUAUAAAAGGAGGGGGUCUGCCCAUUUCUCAAGCUUGGAAUCAGAAGUAUGACCAGAAGAAAACCCAACUUCUUUCAAGAUGACAAAUGUUUAGGGUUGGGAAAUGAUAUACAUCUUAUCUGCUAUAUAAGUUGAAACCAAAACUUAUAAUACAAAUUCAGUUACAGUGUGGACUGACUUUUCCUCUACAACGGUGGCCAUCAUGUUAUGUCUAAACUACCAGAUUUUCCUACAAAAUUACACAAACUCUUUUGUGGUAUACAGUGAUAUUAUUACAGCUUUGCAUAAACUUUGGUGUUUUGAGAUGACCUUUUACUUACAUGCUACUGGCUGGACCAGCAGGAGGACACAGUUUAAAUUAUGUGAUGGGAAGAGCCACUGAUUAUUAUACAGAAGAAUUUCCCCUUGAGCCCAAACUAGUUUUACAGCAGGUCAGGAUGAUCAAAGAAUAUCCCACAAAGUUUUUGUUCACCUAUUUACCAGUCCUAACGUUAAUGGCCUUGAUAACUGUAUUGGGAACCUUACACUGUAUGUGAUUAAGGUCUGCCAAGUAGAAACUAGAAGUGUGAGAGGAGAAAAAUAAGAUGUAUAUUUAUGGACACAACUUUACCAUCCCUCUCGUGCUUUUACUGUUGAGGAAAUGUUAAGGGCUUACCUAUAAGUUUAUACUACUUUUAAGCACACUGCAAUAUAUACAUAAAUAGAUGUGAUUAGAUUGAAUUAGUAUACUUAUAUAAUUAAUUAGUAAUCAUAUUCAUAGAAAAAAAAAAUCCAUUGUUAUUAUUCAGCCAAGAUGAGAAAAAAAAGCCUUUGGCUGUAUUGUUCUUCUUAGCUUUCAAGCUGGAAUUUUAUUGUAAAAGUAUAAAAUCAAAAAAUACACAGGUUUUUUUUAACCCUUUUCUUUUUUAACUUUGGAGACAAAACUGUGAUAUAAAAAAAAAGCAAAAAAAAAAACAAAAAAAAACCAAGACAAAAAAAUGUGAUCUUAAAUAGCCCCACGAUGCUUUGUUGUUUUGGUGUUUGCAUAUUUUUAUAAUGCAUUACAAAGUUACAUUGGUAAAGGAGUGGUAAAAAAAAAAUUCACUGGUUAAAAUAGGAUAGGUGGCUAGUUAUGGAACGGUCCCAGUCGCUGUAGAAUUUCAUCCUAUUUUUUUGCCAAAAGGUAUCUUUUUAAACUAAACAAGGGGAAAACUGUGGCUUAAAAGAUGUAGCAGUUAAAGCCAUUGGCCUUUCAGGUAUUUUAUGGUAUCGUAGCACUAAAUUCUCAAAGAACUUGUAAAGAAACAGAUCUGCACAAUGCAUAACCCUUGCACAUCUGCAGUGAGAAUUCAUUGGCUGGGUAUACAUUGAACUGUUCUGUGUCCAUCUGAAACUCAAGUCGUGGCUGUCCGCCUCACCUCGUACAAGUCAAAAGCUACUCAGUUGAUGCCAUAUUGCCGCUCUUUCAUGCAGUUCGAGACUAUUCACCUGUAUUCGUGUACAA
Molecule: messenger RNA, 5693 nt
Organism: Spea bombifrons (plains spadefoot toad)
Lineage: Eukaryota; Metazoa; Chordata; Amphibia; Anura; Pelobatidae
Gene: GRIN2D
Product: glutamate ionotropic receptor NMDA type subunit 2D
Exons: 13
Coding region: 183-4262 (1359 amino acids)
Biological process (GO): excitatory postsynaptic potential; monoatomic ion transport; long-term synaptic potentiation
Cellular component (GO): postsynaptic membrane; postsynaptic density membrane; plasma membrane
Molecular function (GO): NMDA glutamate receptor activity; transmitter-gated monoatomic ion channel activity involved in regulation of postsynaptic membrane potential
Source: RefSeq, a predicted model, not a curated record